CCCAAUCACUUUAUUCCAUUCACUUUCUCCCCCAUCACAUUCCUCUCUUUAGGGUUCCAUACCCAAACGAUCGAUUUCCUGAUUCUUCUUCAUUUCUCUUUUCCCUUCUCCGAUUUCUCGUUAGGGUUUCACAUCAAAGAGAUGGGUCAGAUCCAGUACUCCGACAAAUACUUCGAUGACACUUUUGAGUACAGGCACGUCGUUCUUCCUCCAGAAGUUGCUAAGCUUCUACCAAAGAAUCGUCUUCUUUCCGAAAACGAGUGGCGUGCGAUAGGAGUGCAACAAAGCCGUGGAUGGGUACAUUACGCGAUUCAUAGGCCCGAGCCACAUAUAAUGUUGUUUAGAAGGACUCUUAAUUACCAACAGUUGCAGGAGAAUCAAGCUCAAAACGUGGUUGCUAAGUGAAAUCAAGGGCAUAGUAAAGGUUAUGCUCACAAUUAUUCGAAUAUGGGUACUUAUGUUUCUUGUAAAACAUGGUUUAUGAACCAUCCUGAUGACUUUUUGUGUUCAUGGGUUUAACUGACAACUUCUUAUGUUGUGUAAGUCUGGUUCAGCUGUGGAUUCUUCUGCCUUCUGCUCCUUAUAUUUACUUAUUUCUCAAUAUAUUCGUGGUUGAUUUCA
Eutrema salsugineum is the source of this 621-nucleotide messenger RNA. RefSeq names its product cyclin-dependent kinases regulatory subunit 1. Gene Ontology annotation, biological process: regulation of mitotic cell cycle. The record is from RefSeq and is a predicted model, not a curated record. The transcript is spliced from 3 exons. Gene Ontology annotation, molecular function: cyclin-dependent protein serine/threonine kinase activator activity; protein kinase binding; ubiquitin binding. Lineage: Eukaryota; Viridiplantae; Streptophyta; Magnoliopsida; Brassicales; Brassicaceae. Bases 142 to 405 code for a protein of 87 amino acids. Gene Ontology annotation, cellular component: cyclin-dependent protein kinase holoenzyme complex; SCF ubiquitin ligase complex.